Molecule: messenger RNA, 4680 nt
Organism: Penaeus vannamei (Pacific white shrimp)
Lineage: Eukaryota; Metazoa; Arthropoda; Malacostraca; Decapoda; Penaeidae
Product: GDNF-inducible zinc finger protein 1
Biological process (GO): regulation of transcription by RNA polymerase II
Molecular function (GO): DNA-binding transcription factor activity; RNA polymerase II cis-regulatory region sequence-specific DNA binding
Source: RefSeq, a predicted model, not a curated record
CGGUAACGCGUCGCUCAACAACAUCCCACCGACUGUGGCAUCACGGCUGUAUGCCAGUAACAAGCUAAGAUGUCAGUUUUCGUUGCUGGUGAGGACGCGGAAACAGUGCCACAGACUAGAUGUCGCAAGAAGUACGAGACAAAAUAUAGUACUAAAUAUGAAGCUGAAUACAUAUGGGUGAGCCCAUCAUCAAAGGGUGACACAUAUGCCCUCUGUCGCUGGUGCCAGGUGGACAUCUGUAUUAAGUCUGUGGGAGCAAAAGGUUUGCGAGACCAUGAGAUAACAGGACGGCAUAAACAGAAAGCUAGUGAUCAGCCCUUACCAACUCCAGCUUCCAGUACACAUUUGAAUAAUGCUGUAUACCCUGUCCUAGAAGUGGAAGGUGGCGUGGAGCAGCAGGGUGGAGAGCCUCUAGGUUCCCCAAGACCCGUGACUCCACAGACACCAAACACUCCCCUCAGCCCACAGGGAGAGGAUCUUCCCCAACACCAGCCUACACUGAUCGAUCUUGGAAAUCAACUUCCUUCUACAGCAGCUUCAGUUGCUACGGGAAUUCCACCUCCACGUUCAACCACAGUGCAGCCAAAGGUCGUUGAUGAGUCUCUAGUGAUAGAAUAUGAUGAGCCAGAUACAUGUGAUACAACUGAUUCAACGGUAGAAAAGGUUUCAAAUGGAACUACAAUUAAAAGAGAAACGGAUGAGAAAUUUCCAGCAAGCACAGAUGAUCUCACGUGUAAUGUGUGUGGUCGGGAAUACACACAGUGGACACAGCUUAAGAAACACUUGUUGGAGCAUAUUCUUAUUGCACAAAACUCUGCGGAAAACAAGCACAAGGGUAGUGGGAAGAGUCGUGCCAGACCAACCAGUGGGAGGAAUGCAAAAACAAACAAAGGAGGAAGCCAACAAGGAACAGGAAAUCAAAAGCAGGAAAGUGCAGCUGAAGAAAAUGCAGUAAAGAGACGUGGGCGACCUCCAGGCAGUAGGAACAAGGGCCGCUCCACAGGAACAAACGCAGGAGCAAGCCAACAGACUCAGAGGAGAGCUUCACGUCAGCGCUCAAACCCUAAGAGCAAUGCAGCACAAGAAGCAGUUGUCGAUGACCCCCUUUUCAUUGACUCUGAAGCAUGUGAUACAGAAGCCAACGGCACAAAUUCAACACAGAGCAAUGAGAAUGAUGGGGAAAAUUAUGAGGAUGAUGAUGAAGAUGGAAGCGAGGAGGAAUGCAGUGAGAAUGCAGGUGGUGAGGAAGACGGAGAAGGAUCUGGGAAGCGGAGGCCUGGCCCACUGCAGUGCCGUGUAUGUCGUGUCUUAUUUUUUAACAGGGGGGAACUAAGGGAGCACCAACGUUCAGAGCACAACAAUGGGAGGCCGUACCAGUGCAGCCAGUGCCAAAAAUUCUUCACCACGAAAAACCACAUGGAAGUCCAUAUGCGGCACAAACACACAACUGGUCCUAAUCCAUGCCAGUGUGUUAUGUGUGGGAAGGUCUUGUCUUCACGCACCAACUUACGGAUACACAUGAGAAUUCACAAAGGAGAGAGGCCAUUCGAGUGUCCUGUGUGUCACAAGGCUUUUAGUCGGAAAGCAAAUAUGGAAAUGCAUGUCGUCUACCAUACAGGAGAGAGAAGAUUUACAUGCGAGAUCUGUGGCCAGUCCUUCUUUGCAAUCAACGCUCUCAAGAGACAUACGAAACUUCAUACAGGAGAGAGAGAUUACGCCUGUGAUAUAUGUGGAGCUACAUAUGUAACAGGCACUGAUCUUCGGAGACACAGAUUGAAACAUGACGAAGUGAAACCAUACCCAUGUCAGCUGUGUGACAAACAGUUCACUCGCUCCCAUGAUCUCAAGGUUCAUCUACGAUACCAUAACAAGGACCUGCGAUACACAUGUGAUGUUUGUAACAAGCAGUUUGUUGAAUCUGGAAACUUCAAGCGUCAUAUGAGACGACACACAGGGGAGAGACCUUACAGUUGUGGCAUUUGUCUUCUCACUUUUUCACAGGUACAUCACCUGAAAACCCACAUGAGAACCAACCACAGUGAGGAGACCGGUGCAGGAGAGGAGACAGGUCAAGGAACAACUGGAGGCAGAGGAAGACCACCACCUCACCGUAAUCCCCGUUUGCCAUCCAGGCGUACCCCCAAGCCCCCACAGAUGCAUCAAGCACCUGUGGGUCCCUCUCACACCCAACAGCACUCCCACAACCACCCUCACCUGGCGCCACACUCCCAUGGAGUUACACCAAGUGGGAGUGGUGUUGCUCUUCACGCGGGUCAGACGGUUUCCCCUCCAGUUGCUCACUCAGGUACAGUCGCAAGCACUGUGGCACCCACGCACACCACUCAGAUCCCAACCUCAGGAGGCGUCAAUCACCCAGCAGCCAUGACAGGUUUCCUUCACCAGUACAAUUCCCAUCUGUACAACCACAGUGUUAUGCCUCACUACCCUCCCUUGUUUGAUAUGUGUCCUCAGCAAAAUUGUGUUAAUCACCUUCCAACUCAUUGAUUGCUGUGUUGCACUUAAGUGUUUAUUCAUUUUUCAUACUUUUUUCCAACACUGGAAAAAAUGUUGGGACUUGUAUCAAGAUCUUUUCAUAUAGAUUUUUACAAUCUGUUUAAAUCUUUUAGUAAUAAUAUAGUCAUCAUGAAAUGGCAUUAUUCCUUUUUUUUCAUUUUUAUUUGGGUGUGGGUGUGGGUGUGUGGUUGGAUGGGUGGAUGUGUGUGUCAGAUAGCGUAUCAUUCACUUCCAAGACAUAUCAUAUACUGUAUUUGAAAAAUAUUUCAGGUAUACAAUAUUUAAAAAGAAAAGAAAAGAAAUUGUAAUUUGCUGCCGAAGGUGUACUUUUAUUUAUUCUUUAUGUAAGCCAAUUCCUAUGACAGUAAAAUAAUGAUCCUGUAGAGAAGUGGUCAGUUUGACAAUAAUUUUCAGAAAAGACGAGAAUGAAUAGCUUCAUAAUGCAGAAGUAGCUGACAUACUUCAGUUAAAUUUUCAUCAGAAUUACAUGUAAUUCUGAAGUUACAUUUCUGUUCUCAAGUUACAUUUCUUGUAUUACAAAAUUAUUUGUUUUAAUUUAUGCCUUGCUCCACAUAAAUCGCAAUGAACCCUGUUCAACCAUAUUUAGCUAUAUUGAAAAUUCCUGGUGCCAUCUCAGUUCUUGGACAUGAUCCUUGUGAAGUUUGACUUCAUUUUUUUUUUUAGUAGGAUUAGUCAUAAAUAAAACACUUAUAGAAGGUUCUCCCUCUUGAUAGAAAUUUUGUGAGAAUAUGGACAGUGACUAAGUGCCUUUUGAUUUUUUGUGAUGAUAUGAUCAAGAAAAUAGACUUAUGCAUUGUCAAGUAAUAUGUAUUUUAUCAUGUUGCAAGACAUGAUAAAAUAUUUUGAUUUUAGAAAUCACUGAAAAAUUAUAUUUAGGUUUGGUUACUGUCAAAGAAAUAUAUAUUUUUUUCUUCGGAAAUUGGAAAGUACAAAUAUCAGCCCUGCAUAAUCAUUUUUUUAAUCACUCAAAUCAGCUUGUGUAUAAGUACAGUCUGUGUUCAUAUUGUGUUCAUUUAUACCAAGUAUGCAAGGAAGGGAAAUUGAUGCAUCAAGAUUGUAUUCUUGGUUCUUCCAGCCGACGAAUGAGAGUUGCAGAAACUACCCAGUGAGAUAUGUAUACGAAUGUACUAACUUUGUCCAUAAUGUGUAACAUAAUAUUAAUGUUUGUUGGCUGUUAACGAAACUGAUGGUUGACUAUUGCUUCUCAUUGAAAGUUCCAACCUGCCGUUUAGACUUUUUCUGAUUUUGCCGUUUAUUCCUGCAUAUGUAAUUUUUCCUUUAUCUCUCUCUCUUUUUGUAUUGUUUUCUCUUUCUAUAAUUCUUUAUUUGAUAUUUGAAAUUAUAUGGAAAAUACUAUAUCAGAUUCAAGAGUAAGGAUAAAGAAGUUCUUCCUGUAGAGUUGAAUUAUUUUUUUUAAGAUUAGAGUAACUGAAAUACGUGGCAAGAGAGAGGGAGCUAAGUACUUACCAGUGAUAAUGUUGUGCCAAAUAACAAUAUUUGUAUGUUAUGCAAAAAAGGAAAGAAAAAAGACAACUUUUUCAUAUACCAUAUUUUAUGUGUGUGUUUUUAUUCAUGACUGAUAUCAUUUCUGAUCAUAAACUGCAUAAAAAAUAUAUUUUUUCAUUAUGAUUUCCCUUCCAGAUAUUAAGGGUAUUUUGUUGUUAAAGAUAACUACCUUACCUUAUUUUAGAUACAUCUUUUUUAUACAGAUGUAUUUAAACUGGCAUUGACCUACAAAAUGCUACCCAGUAAAACUAAUUAUACUGUGUAUGCAUCAACAAUUACAAACCACGUAAUAAAAAUAACGAAUGAUUUCUGUUUAAGGGGUUUUAUGAUUUUUGAUGCUGUUGCCAGCAAGUGAUCUGUAUAAAGUUGCAUUACGAGUAAUAUUUUCUCCGGCUUAUAUCCUUGUAACUGUUUGUCAGUUCCGCAUGCUCAAAUGUCAUUAUUCAGCCCUUUCAGCCCAUUUUUUGACAGCAAGCCUUGCAAGGAUUUAAGAAUGGAAUUUGAUUAUCAUUAAUUUAAUUUAAUUGUUGUAUAGAAUAUUAUCACUCGCAAUUUUGUUAAUGAAGCAUGUAAAAUCAUUAAAUUAAUAAAUAAAUCUAAGAGAAAAUAUAUGUAUCUAUAGUCUUUCCUUUUAGAUAU